Messenger RNA from Selaginella moellendorffii, 1969 nucleotides. RefSeq lists its product as uncharacterized. Bases 190 to 1362 code for a protein of 390 amino acids. The transcript is spliced from 15 exons. The record is from RefSeq and is a predicted model, not a curated record. Lineage: Eukaryota; Viridiplantae; Streptophyta; Lycopodiopsida; Selaginellales; Selaginellaceae.
GACACGGACGAUCAAGUGCCGUGAGAGGGUGGUCUUGAAGUAGGCGGAGCUUCUUUUCUUUUAUUCCUCUUUCUUCUUUCUUCUUGAUAGGUCACCGCCCAGCAACAGUGCUGUGUGCUCCUCUCGCGCGACCCCUAAUCGUUGGAUUCUUGCUGCUACAUCCAUCCGGGGAGCGAUCCAGGCGCGGCAAUGAAGGUCGAGCCGGAUGCUUGCGCCAAGUCCAUCGCCAGAGUCUGGAAGCCGAGAACGGUCUUGGUCACUGUUUCCUUCGUCAUGAUCACACUCUUUCUCUGUAGUUUGCUCGUCAGCGACCAAUACACCAACAUCAAUGGCAUUUGGGAUGGCUCCACGCUCAUGUUUGUCUCCAGCUCGAUCGCAUGCCGAAGCAAGAGAUGUCCGCGAGGGAGCGAGGCGCUACCACGCGGAAUUGUAGAGGCAGCGUCGGACAUGGAACUAAAACCACUGUGGAGAUCGUCCAAGAAAAAGGCCUUGCAAAAAAGCUUGUUAGCAAUCGCAGCUGGAAUCCAGCAGAAACGAGGCGUGGAUCAAAUCGUUCGAAAAUUUCCGGUGACGAACUUCACGAUAAUGCUGUUCCAUUACGACGGUGUCGUAGAUCGUUGGAGCGAUCUUCCCUGGUUCGGCAGUGCCAUCCAUAUUGUGGCCAUCAACCAGACAAAGUGGUGGUUUGCCAAACGGUUCAUGCAUCCAGAUGUUGUUUCGGCGUACGAGUUUAUUUUUGUGUGGGAUGAAGACCUUGGAGUGGAUCACUUCCGAGCAGACAGAUACCUCGAAAUCGUGAGGAAAGAAGGGCUGCAGAUAUCGCAACCGGCCUUGGAUCCAUCCCUUUCGUCCGAAGUCCAUCAUCGAAUCACUAUCCGGAACAAGAAGACGAGGGUCCACCGGAGGAUCUACAUGAAUCGAGGAAGAGAGUAUUGUGGCAACAACAGUACACAACCUCCAUGUACAGGGUGGGUGGAGAUGAUGGCUCCCGUGUUUAGUCGUUCUGCAUGGCGAUGUGCCUGGCAUCUCAUUCAGAACGACCUCGUUCAUGGAUGGGGCAUGGAUAUGAAGCUCGGCUACUGUGCGGAGGGCGAUCCAACUAGGAAUGUUGGCGUUGUCGACACUCAGUAUCUCAUACACCGCGGCAUUCCAUCGCUCGGUGGUGGAGUCAUCCCCAUAAACAAGAACUCCGCCGACGACCAUACUCCUCCGCCGGCUGCUGGGUCGGGAGUUGACGCAAGAAAGGAGAUAAGAAGGCGUGCCCAGGCUGAAAUGAGGCUGUUCAAGAAGAGGUGGACGGCAGCUGUGAAGGACGACAAAUGCUGGAUCGAUCCAUACGACCGGCGGUCACGGAGGCAAUAGCAAUGAUCCUAGUGCGCCAUGCUCACCAAGGAAAGAAAGGUAAAUACAAAUGCUUUUUGGGAGGGAGCUUGUCUCACGGACCGAAUCGACGAGUGUCGUAGUCCGUCCGGCCUCACGCGCCGGGGGCUGCCUGUGCUUGCUCAGUCUCCUCCGUCCGUCCGGUACUUAUCGGUCGAGCCAUACGGCGUCCUGACGGUACCACCACCUCUGUCAUAACACCAGGUCGCGUGCAAUACGCUUUGAUCGUUUUUGGUGGUUUGUUUGUACGCGUAGCUUAUGUAUAGCUCACUUGCUUGGAUCUUGCAGCCAUCGAUCUCUCUCGAUCCAUUCAUCCAUCCAUCCACUCAUCCAUGCAUCCAUCUCGAUCGAUCCAUUUCCACUUUCAAGUUUAAAGAAUAAGUUAGCUAGCCUAGCUAGCUAGCCAGUGGCCAACACACCACGCUUGAGUUCUUGCGGGUCAUCAUAUCAUUCCUUCUCGGCUACUUGGUUGCGGUACAGUUUCUAAGAGCUCCCUCCAUCCAUCCAUGAUCCAUCCUUGGCACUGGCCUCAAGGGCCAGAAUAUUCUAUGUACCUUGCUGGGUUCUAGAAAAAAAUUUAUAAAGUGAA